Saccostrea echinata is the source of this 1017-nucleotide messenger RNA. Its product is annotated as delta-like protein 4. Bases 1 to 1017 code for a protein of 338 amino acids. The transcript is spliced from 6 exons. The record is from RefSeq and is a predicted model, not a curated record. Lineage: Eukaryota; Metazoa; Mollusca; Bivalvia; Ostreida; Ostreidae. Gene Ontology annotation, molecular function: scavenger receptor activity.
AUGGCAAACCCAAAACGCAGAUUGUUGAAAGGUCCACCCUCCGUUCUCCAAGAUAAUAUAGCUUUGAAUAAACCAACACAACAAUCUCACGCGUAUAGCAGUCCAAAUCAUCCACCUGCUACAUUUGAUUCUAGUAACGCUGUUGAUGGUUUGAAGAGCGAUCUUUCAGCCUUCGGAGGACAAUGUGUCAUAUCUGCUGAUGGGUUCAAUAUUGCCACAUGGUGGGUUAACCUGACUUCCAUCCAUAGUAUCCAUGAUAUUAGGAUAUACUACAGGACGGGCAAUAAAGCAUGGGGUACAUCCAAUGGCUUCACGGAAAGGUUUUUGGGGUUUUUUGUAUAUGUUUCUAACACAACAAACAGAGUUGAUGCUCGUUUAUGUUUUCAUAAUCCAAACUACGUUAAAGCUACGAUACCAGCCUUCAUCUAUAUAAAGUGCGUUGUACAUGGACAAUACGUCAUCUACUAUAAUUAUAGACCACAGCAGACAUCAUAUCCCAGCCAGUUUUCCACAUAUGCAUACAAUGAACUGUGUGAGGUGGAGGUCAAUGGCUGCAAGAAAACAGGAUACUAUGGAUCAAAUUGUUCUCUCCCCUGUCCAGACACAAACUGUCGUUAUUGUCAUAUAGAAACAGGUGCUUGUCAGGGAUGUAAACCUGGAUACAAGGGACAUCAGUGUGAACUGCAAUGUGGUAAUAAGACAUAUGGUGAUGGUUGUGAGGAGAUCUGUGGAGCUUGUAAAGAUCACAAACAAUGCCAACACAUCAAUGGGUCAUGUUUGCACGGCUGUGAAGCUGGGUAUAAGGGAGAACUUUGUAACACUGGUUGUUCGAGUGGAGACUUUGGAAGAAACUGUAAAGAAAAGUGUAGUGAAAACUGCGGUGCGCCUUACAAAUGUAGCAGAGAGAAAGGGGAAUGUGAGGGUGGAUGUCAACCUGGUUGGGAAGGACUUCAAUGCAAAAAUAGUAAUAACUUUUGCCUAAGCAGUUUCCCUGAACUAAAACACUCUAAAGCUUAA